AUGCGUAUCCAAAACACAAUCCUCACCCUAGCCUCCACAGCUUCCUGCACCCUCAUACCCCGUAACACCCCAACAAACUCCACCAACCCGUCAGUUGUCGCAGCCCAAUACGACGGAACCUGCUUCUACCCCGUCCCAGACCCAACCUUCAACCUCAACAGCUACCUCGGGACUUGGUACCAAGUCGCCGGCACACCCUUUGGUCCCACCGCCGGCGCCCGCUGUGUGACUGCGAAUUACUCGCUCAAUGCAAACGGCACCGUCCGCGUCCUCAACUCCGCAUCCGCCGGCCCCUCAACCUUCAGCAUCGAGGGCACUGCUACCCCUGCGCCCCCCGCGUACGGACUCGCCGGCACAUUCACAGUCAGCUUUCCUGGGACACCGCCCGUGGGACAGGGUAGCGUGUGUCCUGGACCCAACUACAUCGUUCAAGAAACAGAUUACGCGGUUGAUUGGGCGAUUGUGCAGACGCAGGAGUGGAAUACGCUGUAUAUUCUUAGUCGAGUGAGGGAGCCGGCUGAGGAGAGUAUCAAGGCGUGGGUGGAGAGGGCGGUAGCGUUGGGGUCGAAUGCGACGGAGGUUGUCAGGUUUAAUCAGACGGGGUGUGAGUGA
Molecule: messenger RNA, 612 nt
Organism: Bipolaris victoriae FI3
Lineage: Eukaryota; Fungi; Ascomycota; Dothideomycetes; Pleosporales; Pleosporaceae
Exons: 3
Coding region: 1-612 (203 amino acids)
Source: RefSeq, a predicted model, not a curated record